Messenger RNA from Bursaphelenchus xylophilus (pine wood nematode), 4980 nucleotides. Lineage: Eukaryota; Metazoa; Nematoda; Chromadorea; Rhabditida; Aphelenchoididae. The record is from the annotation of a GenBank genome assembly.
AUGAGUGAUGCCUUGGUUUGCAGCGAGGAAGAUCCCGAGGUCAUCGAAGAAAUCAGUUGUGAAUGUAGGUUUUGCCAAAUUUCUACAGCCUCCUUGGAGGGUUUCAUAGACGCCUUUAUGCCUCACCUCCAUUGCUUCAUCAAAAAAAAAACGAUUAUAAUUUCAGUGUACCAACAAACCUUCGACUCUUGUGACACUGUCAAAAAUACGGACACAUUUUUCUUUUGCAAAUGCGACGAAGGUUUUGAGAAUGUCGACGGAAACUAUGGAACUUGCACAGGUACGCUCAGUUCUAUAUUUUGAGCACAUUUAACAUUUUUUCAGCGGUUGAUCACUGUAAAACUGUGGGCUCCUCAAUUUGCAGAGGUCAAACUUGUACUCCCGAUGGAGCCGAGUUUUCGUGCAGCUGUGGAGCUGGAUACAUGGGAAUUGAUCGGAGCGGCUAUAUAAUGCCACCAGCUCAAGUCAAUGGCAAGAGAUUGCUGUUUGACGGGCAGUCUUGCGUUGGUAAGAGAGAGGGCCACGUUACGUGGCAGUAUUCUUUAUACAGUCAAACCUCUGCACAACGAAUCGCAAAAAACUAGAGAAAAUAUUCGUUUUUGAAGGGCUCUGUUGUGCGAAGGCUCGUUUUGGCCUUUAAUUGAAUUUGGGGCACUUUGAAAAUAGUCCAUUACGGAAAGGUUUCUUUAUACGAUAGUUCGUAGUAUAGAGGGAAAUUUUUCCCUAUAAUAGACUCUUAGAAUUGCCAGAAUUAUAUGUUAUCGCCUUCUUUAUCGUACUAGAGUUUAGUGUACAGUCUGUAUAAGUUGCUUUUGCCCUCACUGCACUUCUACUCGGUGCCCUUUUGCCCCCAAGAGCUCUUUCGGUCAAUUAGUGAACUAGCCACUGUCUCUAUUGCUUCUAUUGGCGCUGUGCCAUCGAAGCCAAGGUCAUGCCCGUCCACACAAUCAGUCCUACUGGGGUUAAUUUUUGGGAUUUCUGCCUGAAGAGUCGGUCAAACGUUAACGCUUCCCUAGCUUCCGUCAACUGUCUUUGCCGACUCACCGCCGAGACGAGUGUACGAUAUAGCGACUAUAUAUUACAUCUUCCACUCGGUUUGUAAAUAUUAUAUCUUUUGCUCUGUCCUGAAGCAAAUCUGCAUGCAUCUGCCCGUUGAACCUUUACGGUUAAGAUCUUCAUUUCAGCUAGACGAUGCUCCUUAUCCGACCUGCAGAAAUUUGAUGGUAAGACUCGUGCCUAUGGCGCAAUGCCACCUUUACAAAACGCACCGUUCUGACAGUCUUUUCUCAAUUUUUUCCAGGGCUUGCAAUCGUCGCGGCCGACAGUCCAUACUUCAACGUCGACGACACCGUCGAAGUUUACACGUCGCUUUACCAAGUCCCAAAGACUGUCCGCUGUAAUAAAAACUUCGAAUGGGAAGAGAUUAUUCCAAAAAUCCGUAAGUCUUGUCAGGAAAUUGCUUAUAAGUAUGAGAUUACCCACAAGAAUGUUUAAAAAUACGGAUUUUUUAAUGGAGUAGACUUUUCGCUAUCAGCUGUCUGUGCAGUUUAUACGAAUUGUGUGUCUUUUAUAUCAGUCUGUCGGGAAAGUAAUGUGGACUCGUUGUGCCUUGGAAUUGCAUCAUUGCUUUGCGACGGCUUGCCGCUACUGGGGAUUUCAUGCGCGACUGCAGCGAAGCCUGACAUUUUUCAGCGACAAAUCCACCAAAACUCCACGUUAUUUUCCCGACAGACUGAUAGUCACAAUUUUUUUCGACAAUACCAUAAAUUUGCAAUUUUAGACUGCACUCGUCCGGACAUCACCUAUGUAAAACCAGAGCAGUAAGUUCAUUAAAAUUUUCCGCCUGGCAUCUUCAUUGCCGGCAGACUAACCAUUGCAUUUUUAGGCCAUACUAUCGGCCGCAUGACAAAAUUGAAGUGGCUUGCGGAGUGGACACAUCACUUUACUUGCGUGGACCGAAUAUCUUGGAAUGUCUUGGAGAUCACUGGAGCUUUCAGAGUACUUGCAAGAGUAAGUGGGCUGGAAUUGCGUCAAAUGCGACGCUUACAAAAACACAUGUGUUCGUGGAAGUGUUCUUCCACAUAUCUUGCCCGAGUCAAAGCAUUGUCAGCGAAGAUAUUCAGCGAUUGUUGCCGACGCGCGCAAUGCGAUGAGUUAUCAGAGAAAAACAUGUUUUUGGCCAUAGCUAAGCCAAUUUUUUUAAUGAGUUAUUUUUUGUAGAAACACUGCAAUUUUCGGUAGGAGUAAGGCAAUUUUUUUCGGAAAAAUCUUUUCACCAACUCUGCCUAGAAGCGUCAAUUUUUCCUGCAAACCGCGAGCAAUGAAACCCCAUUCUAGUCAAGAAGAAGUUAGGGCAUUACCUUGUAUCAUGCGUCAUCCAGAUACGAUCUUUGCAUUUCAAGCACUGCUCUACAAACCUGAAAAAGAAAACUGUUCAAGAAAUAACCACUUUUUCAGAGCACCAGUGUGCCGAACCCAAUAUAGCAGGCAUCGAGUCUUUGGAGUUUGUGGAUAAACCAAAGUCCUUUGAAGUUGGGACUAAGAUCGAAUUCAAAUGUCGAGCAGGAAUAUUAAAAGGGAAAUCAACGUUAAUAUGCAAUAAGGCACCAACUGAUCAACCCCCCGUGAGAUGGAAUCCAGAAGAAUUACCGAUCUGUGAGGAGUCAACUCUUCCUCCUCCUCCUCCCCCUUCUACUCCUCCUCCUCCUACUCAUCCUCCUACUACUCAUCCUCCUACUCCUCCUCCUCAUCCUCCUACUAUUCCUCCUCCUCCACGUAAGUGUUUUUGGCGUCUCGUGUUGCCGCCUGAACUCUCAGUGGCGGCUUAAUUUUUUCCGCGGUGCAGAGUUUUCAUGGAAUCCAAAAAUUGCUAUCAUUCAGUAGUCAUCAUUUUGUAUACAUAGCUAUAGAUUUCAGAGGCUUCUUGUCCAACAUGGCAGAUUACUGAUCCGCACUUGCAAAUUCAAGGCGGUGAUAAAUCACCUUAUAUGCCUGGCGACAGUAUUAAGUUCAUAUGUGAUGGACCCACUGAAAUGGUGGGGGACCCAACGUACAAGUGUCUCGCGGCGGACGAAGAAAAAGGCGAGCGAUUUCCGAAGUGGGAUCACGAUGAGUUGCCGCAUUGUAAACAUGUUGACGUAUUUGACUGCGAAUUGAAGCUGAAUUCGGGAGUGAUUUCGAAUUCCGAGGGCUUGAAACUGGGAGAGAGUGCGACGUUUCAAUGUGCACAGCCCAAUUACAAAUUGUCACGUAAGUUGAUUUCUUUAUUCUUACAGUGGCGGACCUGAUUCAGUGGCAAAAAAUAUAUUAUUUUCCUUCCGGGAAGCAUCAAAAAUGUAGCAAAAUACCUCCCUCUCCAACUAAAAAACUCCGCUCAAAUCGGAGCUUUAUCACUUGGAAAGAGAGCUAUUUUUCUGCAUUUUUUGCUACUUCCCGGAUGCAAAAUGCUACGUUUUUGCCACCGGAUCAGGUCCGGCACUGUAUGUAAAAAUUGUUUGCGCAAAAAACAUUUUUUUAACUAGGCCACUGGACCUACGCCUAAAAAAUAAUAAUUUUUAUCCCCCAAAAAAAUCCUUAAUCCAUUUUCAGAUACCAACCCCGUCACCUGCAUUAAUUCCCAGACCCGUCGUCGACGCGCUUCCAACCGUUGCAUUGCCCAAUGGCAAGCUCCCGAGUUCCUUCAAAUCGACCAACCUGCCACUUUUUACUGCGAACUCCAACCUGAAUGCUCUGAACUAACGGUGGAAUGGACAAGUCAUCGAGAGCCUUCAACCUUGACCACUUUUCGAAGCAAGAACUCGGCGUUCGGCACAAUAACUCGUGUGAAGAGUUCGGAUAGCGGAAGCUACACUUGUGAAGUUCGAGAUGUCAACAAUGAGCUGGUGGAUCAGGUUUCGGCCAUUGUAAGGGUUGGAGAAGCUGAUGAGAUGAUAACAACUCCGUUUCUUGUUAAUACAAGGUAAGCGGAUAAAGUCAUCAAAAAGGGUUGCUACGACUUUUCGAGUCGGCAACGAUUCGUGUCAACAAUACUAUGGAUUGCGUUGGUUCGACGUUGUGCAUUGGGGAGGCUAGGAGAAGCCUUAGUUAGCAGAAAUAAUAAGAAUGGUCGGGUCCUAGGAAAAAGCCGACAUAUUGCAAGUCUUCGCAAGUCUCCGCCGAGCCUGCGCCAAGCGUUCGCCGAUCAUCCGACGGCUUUGCCAGGCUUUGUAAGCACUUCCUACAUUGCAAAGCCCCCUAUUGUGGAGACGUUGCAAAAGAUAAGAAUGUUUUUUUGCAAGGCACUCGCUCUGUGCAGAAACUAUCAAGAUUUUUGUCGCUUUCCCCUUCAAAUCCAAUGUUCUUUCAGCCCGGCCCCUCUCACUUCCCCGUUAACCCUUCCACAUUUGGAUUUUCCCAUUCCGGAAUGCAUCGAUCAACAGCCGAUGCAACUCUCCUGCCUGCCUCAACUGGACCUCGAACGGUUGCCCUCCGGCUUCAUUUCGCCUGUCUCCGUUCCAUGGCCCACAAUCUCCGAUAACGAUCCGAAUAUCCGGAUUUCCACGGACCUGCCCGGAUUAGGCUCCGCCCCUUUUACAUUCACCGGCAAUGAGGAUGUAAUCCAUUGGAUGGCCGAGGACAUGCAUGGAAGUCGAGCGGAGUGCACAACAAAAGUCGUGAUUAACAGUAAGUUACAAUUAAAAAAGUAACAAAAACUGUGAAAAGAAAAAAAAAAUUAUUAUUUUUUUUUGAAGGUACCCAAAUUUUUACAAUUUUGAUAUUGCUAAAACUAGGCACAAGUUAGAUUAAUAUCAAUCGAAUAAUAUUUCCACAAACAAUCAGUCUUUUCCAAACAAAAUUCGCCAAGAUAAGUGAAAAACGCCUUCUGUCUGACGACCUCCUCAUUUCGCAUGAUCUCUCAUUGUCAGAAAAAUAUCACGUAAAUGCUCUCGGUUGAAAUUUCGAACUCAAAUUUUUUUAGGAUUGAUUUACUCCUCUUGCUGA